GAGCGAAAUUCACACUGAGACUCCACCGUUCAGACGGGAGUCAAGCUCCCAUAUGUUUUCAGGAUUCUGCUGUCCAUGUAAGACGAAUUAGCCGGAUUUUAAAUACCUCUCCUGAGCCAGCAGUGGGAGAACUUUCAGAAGACGAUGUGAAGGGUCCUGCCAGUCACCACUUCUCCUGCGGACAGUCGCCUUUCACCGAACCCUGCGUUUGGGAGAGGAAAUACUGCAUCCUGACUGAUAGCCAGCUCAUCCUGCUCAACAAGGAGGAAGAGAUGCCGUCAGAGGUGCAUGAAAGCCCCUCAGUGUCCCUCAUCGAAGGGCCGCAGUUUGAGGCGGACGGUCAGUGUGCCUUCUGAAGGACCGUUCCCAGACUUCCCACCAGAGGGAGCCUCCAUGAUGGCGGAAGCGUCCGCGGAGCGCUCCUCUCCCAGACGGAGGAGCAUAUCAGGGCUGGCAGCCUCAGAGAAGAACAUUUCCAUCGAUGGCCCCAACUCAUCUCCCUUCAAAGUGCCUGGUUUUUUAAGUAAACGACUGAAAGGAUCCAUCAAAAGGACGAAGAGCCAGACCAAGCUGGACCGCAACACAAGUUUCAGACUUCCAUCACUGCGACCAACAGAAAAUGACAGGUCACGAGGCCUGCCUAAAUUGAAGGAGUCCUGUUCCCAUGAGUCUUUGCUGAGUCCUGGCAGCGCUGUUGAAGCUCUGGAUCUCAGUAUGGAAGAGGAUGUCUACAUCAAACCUUUACACAGCAGCAUCCUAGGACAAGAUUUUUGCUUUGAGGUGGCAUACUCAGGUGGAAGUAAGUGCUUCAGCUGUUCCUCUGCUGCUGAACGGGACAAAUGGAUGGAGAACCUCAAAAGAACUGUGCAGCCUAAUAAGGACAAUUGCCGGCGGGCGGAAAACGUCCUCCGCCUGUGGAUCAUCGAGGCAAAAGACCUGCCACCGAAAAAGAAAUAUUUCUGUGAGCUGUGUCUGGAUGACAUGCUGUACGCUCGUACCACCAGCAAAACCCGCUCCGACUGCCUGUUCUGGGGGGAACACUUUGAGUUUUCCGGCCUCCCAUCCAUGAAGAGCAUCACCAUACACAUCUACCGAGAUGUGGACAAGAAAAAGAAAAAGGACAAAAACAACUAUGUGGGCCUGGUGAACAUCCCUGUGCAUGGGGUGAUGGGUAGGCAGUUUGUGGAGAAAUGGUAUCCAGUAAGCACCCCCACCACCAGCAAAGCCAAAGGUGGAGGCCCCUCCAUCCGCAUCAAAUCCCGCUUUCAAACCAUCUCAAUUCUGCCCAUGGAGCAGUACAAGGAGUUUGCAGAGUUUGUUACCAAUAACUAUACCAUGUUGUGCUCUGUGUUGGAGCCGGUCAUAAGCGUGAAGAACAAAGAGGAGAUGGCCAGCGCUCUGGUGCAUAUUCUGCAGAGCACAGGACGGGCAAAGGACUUCCUAACGGAUCUGGUGAUGUCAGAAGUGGAUCGCUGUGCUGACCACGAUGUGCUGAUCUUUAGAGAGAACACACUAGCCACCAAAGCUAUUGAAGAAUACCUCAAACUGGUGGGACAGAAGUACCUACAUGAUGCACUAGGAGAGUUUAUUAAAGCCCUGUACGAGUCGGAUGAAAAUUGUGAAGUAGACCAAUCAAAGUGCACCAGCAAUGAGCUACCAGAGCAUCAGAGUAACCUGAAGAUGUGCUGCGAACUGGCCUUCUGCAAGAUCAUCAACUCUUAUUGUGUUUUUCCACGUGAACUGAAGGAGGUCUUUGCAUCAUGGAAGCAGCAGUGUCACGCUCGAGGGAAGCAGGACAUCAGUCAGCGUCUGAUCAGCGCAUCGCUCUUCCUGCGAUUCCUGUGUCCUGCCAUCAUGUCCCCGUCACUCUUUGGUCUCAUGCAGGAAUAUCCAGACGACCGUACUUCUCGAACACUCACCCUUAUCGCCAAAGUCAUUCAGAAUCUUGCUAACUUUGCCAAAUUCGGGAACAAAGAGGAGUACAUGGCUUUCAUGAAUGACUUCCUAGAGCAUGAGUGGGCUGGUAUGACCCGUUUUCUGCUUGAGAUCUCGAAUCUUGAGACGAUCUCCAACACCCCGGGCUUUGAGGGCUACAUUGACCUGGGCCGUGAGCUGUCAGUGCUUCAUUCGCUGCUGUGGGAGGUGGUGUCUCAGCUGGACAAGGCGACGGUGGCCAAACUGGGGCCCCUGCCACGUAUCCUUGGCGAUAUCACCCGCUCGCUGUCCAGCCCCACUCCCAUCCAGCAGCAGCUCAGGCGCUUCCAGGACCACAGCUCUGCUCAUGACAUCAGUGGAAGUGUGUCCUCAGGACUGCAGAGAAUAUUUGAAGACCCAGCAGACAGUGAAAUGAGGAGCAUCAAAUCACCUGUCCAAGAGCACAUGGAGGCCUUAGUCCGAGGAAAGCAUCCUUUACUGGGUCAACAGUCGUCCACACACAGCAUGAGCUUCUCCGACAAAGAGGAGAGGGACAGUCCACUCCCGAAUGGACGCAGUAUAUCUUUAAUGGACUUGCAGGACUCUUACCUUGCUCAGGGGCAUCCAGGUCCCAACUCACUCAAUGAAGCCCCAUCUAGGUUAGGCAGAGUAGGCUCUCAGGCCUCUAUUGGGCCUGUCCCUCCUCCACACCUCCACCAGCCUCCAGUCCACCCGAAAGUUCCCCAGCUGAGGGAUAACUUACCCCAGAGUGCACCACAGGUGCGGCGCCCAAUCCACCCAUCCCUCAGCCAGCAGCGCAGCCUACAACCACUGUCUUUCCAAAACCCUGUUUACCACCUCAGCAACCUGCACGCACAAUCGACACACUCAACCCAGUCCACACACUCUGCCCAGUCCCUGCAGCCUGACUCUAGCUCGGAGAACCUGAGCACGGGGAGCUCUCGGAGUGCCAGUCCUAGUGCCUCAGGUGGCCGGGGAGCAACUCCCAGAGCCCGAAUACCCUCCACCAGCAGCGUGGAGGAGGAAUUUAGCCGCAGAAGCAUCCAGGGACAGGAGACACCGCCUCCUACAGCACGCUGGCACCCUCCCCUGGCAGACCAGCACUCGGGAGCCCAGGUGGUGGCAGUGCCGAGGCAGAGCACCACUGGUACUGCACAUAUAGUGAAAGUGGAGCAGCAGAGUCGAGGAGUUGGGCUGGUGGCAGGAAAUGCUGGAGCACGAACCCCAAGGUCGCUCCCUCACAGCACAUCCAUCCGCAGCGGCAGCAGCGCCAACACUGAACCUAUCCAGCAGAGCGGUGAGCGAUCAAGACAGCAGUCCACAUGCUCCAAAGAUGGUUCAGUACCAGGAGGACGAGCCAGCAAACAGGUCCAGUCACCCGUAGAGUCCGUCACCAUGUCCCCAGUGGAGCGAACAGCUGCGUGGGUUUUGAAUAACGGCCAGUAUGAAGAUGAGGAAGAGGAAGGGCAGAGUAAAGAUGAUGCCAAACAUGUAGAAAAGUAUGAACAGGAAAUCUCGAAGCUGAAGGAGCGUCUGCGGACGUCUAGUCGGCGGCUCGAGGAGUAUGAGAGACGGUUACUGGCUCAGGAGCAGCAAAUGCAGAAGCUUCUCUUAGAAUACAAGACUAGACUGGAGGACAGUGAGGACCGUCUGCGAAGACAACAGGAGGAGAAAGACAGCCAGAUGAAGAGUAUUAUCUGCAGGCUAAUGGCUGUGGAGGAAGAGCUGAAGAGAGACCAUGCAGAGAUGCAGGCGGUCAUAGAUGCCAAACAGAAGAUAAUCGAUGCACAGGAGAAGAGGAUCAGCUCUCUGGACGCUGCUAACUCUCGGCUGAUGAGCGCUCUGACUCAGGUGAAGGAGCGCUACAGCAUGCACAACCUCCGCAACGGCCUGUCACCAACCAACCCCACCAAACUGUCCAUCACGGAGAACGGGGAGUUCAAGAACAGCAGCUGCUGAUCCAGGCUACUUGCCUCAACUGACUGACUCUGACUACUGUAAACACACGCCAUCGCAACGAAUGUCUGCUUACCGAUGUAUAUAAAUGUUAUCUAAUAUUGGUUAUGUACAGAAAUGCUACUGCAGGGAAGGGUUGUUUUGAAGUGGGAGAGUUGAGCAUAGCGCCGGUUCGGAGUCAGUGAGAUUGUGUUUGUUUGUUUUUUUAAAUACUGAUUUACUCGUAAAUGCAGAUUUCAGAUUUUUAAUUAUUGCCUAAGAUAUAUGAAGGAGAUGUACAUAUAUUAAAAUAGAGUUGUUUUAAAAGAAAAUAUGAAGAAAAGCACAUAGGUAUCGGCCGUAGUUGUAAAUGUCCUCAAGAUGCAGAAUCUGACAGGCAGAAAUGGAUGAAAAUGCGAUUUUAUGCACUCCGUUUUCUAACACGAAUCUUCUAUUUUUGUUUUGUUUUAAUUAUUAUUUUAUUUUCGUCCUGCAACAGAAGGUCAUUACGGCUGAUUUUUACCUGAAAGGACACUUUUAGUUUUGUUCUCAAGAAGUUAAAAUACAUGUUUGUUAUUGUGUUAGUAAAAACAUGACUGAAGCAGUGGGUUUCAUCAAAUAAAAUACUGAACUGAAUUAACGGUUUGAGUUUACUUUCAGAUUUGUUAGCUGUUUGAAUCAACAUAACCAACGUACCAUCAUUUUGUUCCCUUGUUUUCUGUAAGUGACCAGAGUGCUGUGAAACCGCCAGUCUACAGUCUCACUGCCCUCUUGUUCUAGACAGCCUCACUGCCCUCCUUCUGGCCCCGUUUAUCAUUUGUCAUUAACUUUUAUUGAAAGUCCUCAUAUUUCCACAGUUCUCACUCAGUCCACGUGAGCAUCAAAGCCUUUAACACCAAACUCCUCAAUGUUUGUUGUUCUCGUAGCGAUAUAUUUAAUGGUCAGUCUCACCGUUGAAAGCUGAGCAUUGAAUAAAGAUGGAUUGUGGCCUCA
This is a messenger RNA of Danio aesculapii, 4863 nucleotides long. It is a transcript of the gene rasal2, whose product is annotated as RAS protein activator like 2. Gene Ontology annotation, biological process: regulation of GTPase activity. NCBI's taxonomy places the organism in Eukaryota, Metazoa, Chordata, Actinopteri, Cypriniformes, Danionidae. The record is from RefSeq and is a predicted model, not a curated record.